GCGCCAUGGAGGAUGAAAUGCCCAAGACCCUGUACGUGGGGAACCUGUCCAGGGACGUGACCGAGGCUCUGAUCCUCCAGCUGUUCAGCCAGAUCGGACCGUGCAAAAACUGCAAGAUGAUCAUGGAUACAGCUGGAAACGAUCCCUACUGCUUCGUGGAGUUCUACGAGCACCGGCACGCGGCCGCCGCGCUGGCGGCCAUGAACGGCAGGAAGAUAAUGGGUAAGGAGGUCAAAGUGAACUGGGCCACCACCCCCAGCAGCCAGAAGAAGGACACCAGCAACCAUUUCCAUGUCUUUGUGGGAGACCUCAGUCCAGAGAUCACGACUGAAGACAUCAAAGCAGCCUUUGCCCCCUUUGGAAGAAUAUCGGACGCACGGGUGGUCAAGGACAUGGCGACAGGGAAGUCCAAGGGAUAUGGCUUUGUGUCCUUCUUCAAUAAGUGGGACGCAGAGAACGCGAUCCAGCAGAUGGGGGGGCAGUGGCUCGGGGGACGGCAAAUCCGCACCAACUGGGCCACGAGGAAACCUCCGGCUCCAAAGAGCACCUAUGAGUCAAACACCAAACAACUGUCCUACGACGACGUGGUCACCCAGUCCAGCCCCAGCAACUGCACCGUGUACUGUGGGGGGGUUACCUCGGGCCUCACAGAGCAGCUGAUGCGCCAGACCUUCUCCCCCUUUGGGCAGAUCCUGGAGAUCCGAGUGUUCCCAGAUAAAGGAUACUCCUUCGUGCGGUUCAGUUCCCACGAGAGUGCAGCGCACGCCAUCGUGUCCGUCAACGGCACCACCAUCGAGGGCCAUGUCGUCAAGUGCUACUGGGGCAAGGAGACCCCUGACAUGGUCAGCCCCGUGCAGCAGAACCAGCUGAGUUACCCCCCUCCCUACGGGCAGUGGGGGCAGUGGUACGGCGGGGCCCAGCUCGGGCAGUACGUGCCCAACGGGUGGCAGGUGCCCACCUAUGGCGUGUACGGCCAGGCCUGGAACCAGCAGGGAUUCAGCCAGACCCAGUCGGCAGCAGCCUGGAUGGGCCCCAACUAUGGAGUGCAGCCCCCCCAGGGCCAGAACGGCGCCGUUGUGCCCCCCCAGCCCGCUUUCCGCGUUGGGCUUCGGACCCCCUGA
This is a messenger RNA of Manacus vitellinus (golden-collared manakin), 1121 nucleotides long. RefSeq names its product TIA1 cytotoxic granule associated RNA binding protein (gene TIA1). Lineage: Eukaryota; Metazoa; Chordata; Aves; Passeriformes; Pipridae. Gene Ontology annotation, molecular function: mRNA binding. The record is from RefSeq and is a predicted model, not a curated record.